Messenger RNA from Salvia miltiorrhiza (redroot sage), 3127 nucleotides. Its product is annotated as probable disease resistance protein At1g58602. Lineage: Eukaryota; Viridiplantae; Streptophyta; Magnoliopsida; Lamiales; Lamiaceae. The record is from RefSeq and is a predicted model, not a curated record. The transcript has 2 exons. Gene Ontology annotation, biological process: defense response to other organism. Gene Ontology annotation, molecular function: ADP binding. The coding region runs from base 240 to 2972 and encodes 910 amino acids.
GGGAAAUGGUCUAAAGAGUAGCUACCUUGACAAGUGGAAUUAAUAAUCAAACCUCUCCCUGUUUUCUCAUAGAACUCUCCAACUCCUAAUUUCUCUGUUGCAGAAUCCAAAUUCUUCGCAAUCUCGAUUGAAGAAUUUGUAUUCACGACAACGAGUUCCUUAUCCUUAAUCCUCUACACACACUCUCACCAAUAGUUGAAUCAAUUUGACCAAAGAAAUUCAAGUUUGGAAUUGUUGCGAUGGCAGAAGCAGUGGUGUCGACUGCUCUGGAAACCCUGCGCGAUUUGUUGUUGGAAGAAGCAAGGUUUUUAUCUGGCGUGGGCGACGAAGUGAAGGAGCUCGAGUGGCAGCUGAAAGAGAUGAAGUGUCUUCUCAAAGACGCCGACAAAAGGCGACAUGAAAGCAAAACCAUUCUCAAUUGGAUCUCAGAGAUCAGAGAUCUUGUAUACAAAGCCGAAGCUGCCAUUGAAAGACACGCAGCUUAUCAAGUGUCUUCGAGGAGAAGACGAGGCCUCCGCAGAUGCAGUUGUAGUUUGGGAGAAUACAAGUCGAUCCACCGAUUAGGCUCCGAGAUUUCACCAAUCAAAUCCCGUCUUGAAAGGAUAAACAAGGAAAUGAUGGAAAAUGGCAUAAAGAAGAGCAUCAUCAACAGUAGAGAUGGAGGGGCCAACAACAUGUCAAGGAAGACUUUCCCCGAAUUCGAGAUCGGAGAUUGCUUCGUGGGGAUGGAGGAUGAGCUGAAGCAGCUUGGUAAUCUCCUAAGGCGAGACAACGAGGAUAGAGUUGUAUCAGUGUGGGGGAUGGGGGGAUCAGGCAAGACCACCAUUGCCAAGAAGCUCUACAACGAGACCGGCUUCGAUCGUUGCGCGUGGGUUUGCAUCACUCAGCAAUGCCAGAGUUUUCAAUCAGUUUGGGAGGAUGUUCUGAAGCAGCUAGAGCCACAAGUAAGGGAGGAAGUUGUUCCAAGCCUGAGCGAGUCGGAGUUGAAUGAGCGACUGUGCAAGGCGCAAAGAGGGAAACGAUGCCUCGUUGUUUUGGACGAUCUCUGGAAAGUUUCUGAUUGGAAUGAGUUGAAGCAUCCCUUCCUCGUCCAUGAUUUGCAAAGCAAAAUCUUGAUCACCACGCGCGAACAGGAAGUUGCCGAGAUUGGAUCUCCUGUAAAACUUGGGCUUCUAAAUAUGGAAGAUGCUUUGGAACUGCUCAAGAAGAAAGCAUUUCCACAUACCAACAUUCCAGACUUUGCAUUGGAAGAAAAUUUUGAGAAAAUUGGGAAAGAAAUGGUGCAGAAAUGUGGGUAUUUGCCAUUGGCAAUUUCUCUACUUGGUGGGGUGUUGAGAAUGAAAAAUUCGAUGAAGGAGUGGGAGUUAGUAAAUGAGGAUAUCAAAGCAUUCAUAUAUAGAGACGAAGGUGAGAUUGAUGGAGUGCUAAACUUAAGCUAUGAAAGUCUACCCUAUUAUUUGAAGCCUUGCUUUCUCUAUAUGGGUAUAUUUGAAGAGGACGAAGAUAUAGAUGUUGACGAUCUAUAUAGUAGAUGGAUAGCACAAGACAUGAUUUCAUAUGAGAAUAUUCGAGACAAGGACACAACUUUGUUUGAAAUCGCGGAGCUCUACUUGGGUGAGUUGGACUCCAGGUCCAUCGUCCAAGUUCAAAUUCACGAUGGUGUCACACCUGGAAGAAAAUAUAGGAGCUGCAAACUUCAUGAUGUAGUAAGAGAAGUAUGUUUGAAAAUGGGAAAAAGGGAGGAUUUUGGUGUGCUGAGUUUGGAGUAUCAAACUGGGAAACUAAUUAGUACCUUACUACGACAAGCUUCUUCUGAUAUGAAAAUACGACAUUUGGUUAUCCAUUUUAGGAAAAAAGUCGAAUUGGAACCUGACGAGCUUGGAGAAGAUAGUAGCAAACGUUUAAGGACUCUUCAAAUGUUCAACCACAGUAAUUCUGUUGAGCUUCCCCAACAAAGUAUAGUUGAUUUUCAGAGAUUCAAAUUGCUGAGAGAUCUAUUUAUGGUGGGAUUCAAAUUUGCAGGAAGAAAGUUAUCGAAAGGAAUCACUAAUCUUGUGCACCUUAGACGUUUGCGUUUAGAAGAAUGUGCAUUUGAUAAGCUACCAUCAUCCAUAAGGAAUUUGGUAUACAUGGAUACCCUUGAUUUAACUGACUCGAUGAAUGUUGAAGUUCCAAAUGUUUUUAAGGAGAUGCUACGUUUAAAGCACUUGCUUCUUCCGGAGUAUGAGGAAAAUAUUGGUAGUUAUCGAUUAACAUUGGACGAGGGAGUGGUUGAAUUGGAGACCCUAUGGGGGUUGGAUAGUAGAGUGCAUGAAUUAAAAUGUAUGAACGGAAUGAAGAAUCUGCGAAAUUUCUCAACAAAAAUACACGACAACAAAAGCUUGUCAACCAUGAUCGAUGCCAUUGCUAUCAUGAUCAAGUUAGUAUUUUGUAUGGUUGAAAUCAAAGAGUGUUGCGAGUUAGGAACAAAUGAGGGAGUGUUGAACAAGGCACUCACAUGUCCCAAUAUUCAUUACUUGUCGAUUGAAGUUAAGUUAGGGAAGGCCCUGGCAGAGUGCGGGCGUGACUUCAUCAGCUCUAAACUUACAGAUUUGGAGCUACGAGAAUGUGAGAUUGAGGAUGAUCCAAUGGGGAUACUGGGGAAGCUUCCUUGCUUGACAGAUUUGUAUUUAGGGAGGAAAUCAUUUGUCGGGAAGGAGAUGACGUGUCCAUCAAACAGUUUUCCACGCCUCAAGACGCUUUUCCUAUGUCAAUUACCAAAGUUGAGGGAGUGGAGGGUGGAGGCGGGAGCCAUGCCCCUUCUCUCUCAAUUACAGAUCUGGAAUUGUGAUAGUCUAAAGACGGUUCCAGAUGGAUUGAGUGGCAUUUCUACUCUUCAGGAACUGAAGAUCAAUGGAGAAUUGGGAAAGAGGGUAUCGGCAUCAGGAGAGGAUUUCCACAAAGUCAGUCAUGUCUCUUCAAUUAUCAUCUGAAACUAGUAAUAAACAUAUAAAGGAGUAUUUACUUUGAAUGAUUAGUCUUGAUAGAUAAAAAUAGUAAGGUUAAUCCCUUAUUUACUUUGUUGGAUUGAAACUUUGGGAUAUCUUAAGGCCCUUAAUUAUUUUUAGCAUUUAAGUAAGUUUUAUUU